Larimichthys crocea (large yellow croaker) is the source of this 2282-nucleotide messenger RNA. It is a transcript of the gene klhl41a, whose product is annotated as kelch-like family member 41a. The record is from RefSeq and is a predicted model, not a curated record. The transcript has 6 exons. Lineage: Eukaryota; Metazoa; Chordata; Actinopteri; Sciaenidae. Gene Ontology annotation, molecular function: protein binding. The coding region runs from base 100 to 1887 and encodes 595 amino acids.
GAGGUGGCUUCAGACCUGGCUGCCCAUAGUUCUCUCUGUCUUGACCAGCUUGAACAGUCUGUUGCGAACUGCCCCACUUCCUAUCCUUAAAAAAACAACAUGGAUCGCCAAAGCUUGAGGGAAGAUCUCCGUCUGUUUCAAACCACUUUGCUGCAGGACGGACUCAAAGAGCUUCUGAAUGAGAACAAGUUGAUUGAUUGCGUCCUAAAAGUUGAAGACAGAGGCAUCCCAUGUCAUCGGCUCAUUCUGGCAGCUUGUAGUCCUUAUUUCCGGGAGCUGUUCUUCUCUGAAGAUGGCAAGGAAGUGGACAAAAAGGAGGUCGUUCUGGAUGACCUGGAUCCCACUGUUAUGGAGGCCAUUGUGAAUUACAUGUACUCAGCAGAGAUUGAUAUCAAUGUAAACAAUGUGCAGGAUAUUUUGACCAUUGCCAAUCGCUUCCAGAUCCCUUCAGUGUUCACAGUUUGUGUGAAUUUUCUCCAGAAGCAGCUGUCAAAGAAAAACUGCAUUGCCAUCUACAGGCUUGGACUGAUGCUGAACUGUGCCAGAUUGGCAAUUGCAGCUCGAGAUUACAUCGCAGAUCGGUUUGAUACCUUAGCCAAGGAUCCGGACUUCUUAGAGCUUGCUCAUCCUGAACUGUUUGCCAUUAUUGGAGCUGAUGCGUUGAAUGUAGAAAAAGAGGAGGUAGUGUUCGAGACCCUGAUGAAGUGGAUCAGGAAAGACAAAGAGAAGCGCUUGAAAUCCUUAGAAGAGGCCUUCGACUGCAUUCGUUUCCGUUUACUCCCAGAAAAGUACUUCAAGGAGAAGGUGGAGAAGGAUGACCUCCUUAAGAGUAACCCUGAGCUUCUCAAAAAAAUCAAAGUGAUAAAGGAAGCCUUUGCAGGGAAGCUUCCCGAGAGGAAAAAGGACGAGGAAGGAGAGGAGGAGAAGUUACCCGGCUACCUGAACGAUAACCGCAGAUACGGCAUGUAUGCCAAAGACAUGGUUCUGAUGAUCAAUGACACUUCUGCUGUGGCCUAUGACGUCCAGGAGAACGAGUGUUUUCUUGCCGCGAUGGCAGAGCAGAUCCCCCGAAACCACGUCAGCCUGAUAUCAAAGAAGAACAAUCUGUAUGUGUUGGGGGGACUGUUUGCAGAUGAAGAGGACAAAGAAAACCCUCUGCAGUGUUACCUCUACCAGUUGGACAGUCUCACUGCUCAGUGGAUCGCUCUGCCACCCAUGCCCUCCCCAAGAUGUUUGUUCGCGAUAGGGGAAUUUGAAAAUCUCCUCUUUGCUGUAGCGGGAAAAGAUUUAGAGUCCAAUGAGUCUCAUGACACUGUUCUGUGCUAUGACACAGAAAAAAUGAAGUGGACUGAAGCAAAAAAGUUCCCCUUGAAAAUCCAUGGCCACUGUGUGGUCUCCGAGAACGGGCUGGUGUAUUGUAUCGGAGGCAAAACAGAUGACAAUAAAACAACCAAUAAAAUGUUUGCGUACAACCACAAGAAGUCAGAGUGGAAGGAGGUGGCCUCCAUGAAGACACCCAGAUCCAUGUUCGGUGCAGUUAUCCACAACGGGAAGAUUGUUGUUGCUGGGGGAGUCAAUGAAGACGGCAUCACGGGUACAUGUGAAGCCUACGACUUUGGAACCAACAAGUGGUCACCCUUCACAGAGUUUCCCCAGGAGAGGAGCUCAGUCAACCUGGUCAGCUCUGGAGGGUUCUUGUACGCCGUAGGAGGCUUCGCCUUGGUGGAGAACGAGGACAAAGAGUGUGCACCCAGUGAAGUCGUUGACAUUUGGCAGUAUGAAGAGGACAAAAAACAGUGGACCGGCAUGAUUAGAGAGAUGCGAUAUGCUGCUGGAGCUUCAUGUGUGUCCAUGCGUCUGAAUGCAGCCAGGAUGCCCAAACUGUAACAGCAGUCCAGAGACAUACAAGGGACUUUCACCUUACUGCUGCAGACAAGAAUAUCAUGAACAUGCUCUUAUUUAGUGGCUCAUUUACACAUGACACGUGUCCAUUUUGUCAGUUUUAACUGGCUUAUUUCUCAUAAGUCAUUGGAGUCUAAAAUUAAACAGUCACUGCUGUUUGGACCAGACAGAUCUUCUAAAACAUAUCAAGUGUUGAGAAUUCCCGACCACCCCACCUCCACCCAAUAAUAAAUAUAUGUGAGUAUUAUUAAUAUUAUCUGGUAAAGGUUUGCAUAGAAAAGAUGUUUUUUGAUGAUUGUUUUCUUUUGUUAAUCUGGAAUUGUUCCUUUUCCAGCUAGUUCCUUGUAACUCUUCAGUAUUAAAAUAUUAUCUCACACAGA